Messenger RNA from Ilex paraguariensis (yerba mate), 1181 nucleotides. The record is from the annotation of a GenBank genome assembly. NCBI's taxonomy places the organism in Eukaryota, Viridiplantae, Streptophyta, Magnoliopsida, Aquifoliales, Aquifoliaceae.
CAGUCGUCGUAUGAAAAAUGGCUACCGUGUCAAUGUCUUGGUGUCUCCCUAACCUAACCUCUUCUAACCGUCGGCGAGUCAACCGAUACUCCGGAAUGGCUUUUGCUAGUGGAAACAAAGAGACAUCUACUUGUUUGGGGGUGCAGAUUACAGAAGGCUUAGGGAAUUUGCCGAAGAUCGUUUUGACUUCUGCUCACGGAAGUGAGGCUGAGCUGUACUUAUUUGGAGGUUGCAUCACAUCUUGGAAAGUUGCCUGCAAGGAUCUCCUUUUCGUUCGGCCAGAUGCUGUAUUCAAUGGGCAGAAACCGAUCAGUGGAGGAAUACCACAUUGUUUCCCGCAGUUUGGACCAGGCCCAAUGCAGCAGCAUGGGUUUGCAAGAAAUAUGACUUGGUCGAUUGCUGAUUCUGAAAAUGUUGAAGGAAAUCCUGUUGUUACUCUAGAGCUAAAAGAUGGUCCAUCUAGUCAUGCUAUGUGGGAUUUUAAUUUCCAAGCUCUAUACAAGGUCAUCCUAGAUAAAAGGAGCCUCUCAACAGAAUUAAAAAUUACUAAUAAGGACAAAAAACCAUUUUCAUUCAAUACUGCCCUGCAUACAUACUUCAGUGCUUCUGUGACAGGUGCGUCGGUCAGAGGCUUAAAAGGUUGCAAAACACUGAAUAAAGACCCAGAUCCGAAAAAUCCACUGGAGGGCAAGGAGGAAAGGGAUGUAAUCACAUUUCCGGGAUUUGUUGACUGCGUUUAUCUUGAAGCCCCUGAUGAGUUACACCUGGAUAAUGGUUUGGGUGAUACAAUAUCCAUUCGGAAUUCAAACUGGUCAGAUGCAGUACUGUGGAACCCAUAUCUGACAAUGGAAGCAUGCUACAAAGAUUUUGUUUGCGUUGAAAAUGCCAAGAUUGGAAAUGUCCAGCUAGAGCCGGAGGAAUCAUGGACAGCCACACAGCAUCUAAGCAUCAGCUGAACAUUUUUCCCUCUUCUCUUCUUCAUCUUUCUUGUUCCCAUUUUUCCUUUUUGGCUCCUGUUUUGUAAAGCUCUCCCUGGCUCGGGAAAAUACAAUUUGCUUGUUUUAGUAAUGAAAUGUCAUGUUUCCUUUGUAUCCUUCAUGCAACAAAUACUAUUCCAGGACUAAUCUCUCUCUCUCUCUCUCUCUAGUUGUAUGUGGGGGUGUUAAUCUAGACGAGUUACU